AUGAAUGACAUUACGGUAUGUUCCAUUUCUUUAUUCUACACAGCUCUAGCGGCAAUCACAUCUAUGCGAAAGACUUGGCUACUUUUCAUGAAAAAUGUAAUAAUUUUAUGGAGAGGUGGCGUAUGGACCCUUUCACCAGUGAUAGUUCCCGUUGGUGUUGGCUUUAUAAUACUUCUUAUUCUUUACCGGGACUUCCCAGAGCGGUGCAUGUCGGGAAAGGAGAAUUUACCAAAAUUGACAGGCAUUCCACUGCGAAGCAAGCAGUACCAAAAUAAAACUAGAAUAUUCGUCAAUAAGGAGCUGGGCGACGUACAGCAAAAAGAACUCCUUGAGUUACUUGAAAUCAUCCAAAAUAACAGCGGACAUGUGUUCGAAGUGGUUGAUGGAGACAGCAGAGGAUACUCUGGUAGCGUUUCUAUCAAAGAGUUCGACCUGUUCACUAAAGCUCGUUACCUUUAUCGAAUUGAGGACGACAGUAGGUCCGUUGUUGAUUUGCUAUGCAUUGACUGCGAAGGUGGAAAAAAGCUUACGUGCCUUACGUACGCUACAAAGCAGCGUAUGUAG
Messenger RNA from Cylicocyclus nassatus, 564 nucleotides. Lineage: Eukaryota; Metazoa; Nematoda; Chromadorea; Rhabditida; Strongylidae. The record is from the annotation of a GenBank genome assembly.